Molecule: messenger RNA, 1338 nt
Organism: Austrofundulus limnaeus
Lineage: Eukaryota; Metazoa; Chordata; Actinopteri; Cyprinodontiformes; Rivulidae
Gene: hpf1
Product: histone PARylation factor 1
Exons: 8
Coding region: 65-1123 (352 amino acids)
Biological process (GO): DNA damage response; regulation of protein ADP-ribosylation
Cellular component (GO): nucleus
Molecular function (GO): histone binding; poly-ADP-D-ribose binding
Source: RefSeq, a predicted model, not a curated record
CAACCCGGUUGCUGCCAUUAUUAAACCGUAGAAGAAGACACCGACCUGAAGACGAGAGGAAAAAAUGACAGGGCGCGCAAAAAGAAAAUCCAAAGUAAUUCAGGACUCGGACUCGGUCAACGGAGACGUGAAGAAAGCCCGGCCCGAGGAAAGCAAACCUGUGCCGUUGUCCAGAGUGAACAAAGAGCAACGCGAUGAGUUGGUGCAACUGUACAGGCUUCCCAUGCCAGAAGAUCUGUACCACUUUUGGGAUUUCUGCGAGGAGCUCUGUCCUGACAACCCUUGUGGAGCUCUAAAAGACACCCUCGGUUUGCAGCUUGUUGGACCUUUUGACCUUCUGGCAGGAGCUCACAAAAACGCCAAGACUCCUCAGCCCAACUUUCACCUUCACUGGAGGUUUUUCUACGACCCCCCGGAGUUUCAGACUGUCCUUACUGGGAGUGAGGCCAGCCAGCAUCACAUGGGCUACUACAGGGACACGCCUGACUCGCUUCCUUCAUUUGUUGGUGAAAAUGAAGCAAAGAAGGGCUACUCGAUUACACAGAUGGGCGAUAACCUCUUUGCAGCUGUCUAUCUAUACCUGCUGAGGAAGAAGAAGGAGAGGAGCAGUAAAGGAGCAGAAGGAGAGGCUUGGAAAAGCUUGGAGGUGAAGCUUCGAGAGAAGGCUGAGAGUCUUGGCUUUUCCUUGGAGCAGAAGACCAAAAGCAUGAAGCAGCGGGAGAAAAAGGUGGUAACCAAAACAUUCCACGGUUCAGGUAUUGUUGUGCCUGUUGACAAGAAUGAUGUAGGAUACAGAGAACUACCAGAAACAGAUGCUGGUCUCAAGAAGAUCUGUAAAGCCAUCGCCGAAGCACGAAGUGAUGAAGAGCGUGUCAAAGCCUUUGGACCGAUCCAGGAGAUGAUCACGUUUGUUCAGUUCGCUAAUGACGAGUGCGACUAUGGAAUGGGCUAUGAGCUAGGAAUAGAUCUCUUCUGUUACGGAUCUCAUUACUUUCACAAGGUUAUCAAGCAGCUUCUGCCCAUGGCCUACAGCUUGCUGAAAAGAAGUUUGUUUGGUGAAAUUUUGGAGGCCCACCUCUCCUGUCGCAGCCAUGACAACCUGGACCAACUCUGUGCGCAAUAAAAGAAAAGUAAAAAAAAAAAAGACUGAAGUAGUCCCUCCAAAAGUUUUAUUUCUGGUUCUUAUAAGCUUUCCCACCAUGUGUUUUAAAUUUCUGUUUGUCUUUGUUAAUGUUUUUGGUGGUUUUGUUGCUGCUGUCACUUAUGGAACUGUUUCAGUGGUACGUUGUUUGUAAAAGCUAGAUGUGUAAUAAAGCAUUUUUAUAUUUUUACAAAUUA